Naumovozyma castellii is the source of this 846-nucleotide messenger RNA. It is a transcript of the gene POR2, whose product is annotated as putative porin POR2. Lineage: Eukaryota; Fungi; Ascomycota; Saccharomycetes; Saccharomycetales; Saccharomycetaceae. The record is from RefSeq and is a predicted model, not a curated record. The coding region runs from base 1 to 846 and encodes 281 amino acids. The transcript has a single exon.
AUGUCACCUCCCUUCUUUAAUGAUAUCUCAAAGGACAUCAAUGGUCUUUUAAACAAGGACUUCUACCACAACACCCCUGCUGCUGUCGUAGUUAACACUGUCACAAACAAUGGUGUCAAAUUUACCGUCAAUGCUAGGCAACCAGUCAAGGAAGGUCCGUUGCAAGCUAAUGUGGAAUCUAAAUUCUCGGAAAAGACUACAGGUUUGACAUUAACUCAAGGCUGGUCCAACCAAAACAGAUUGAAUACCAAGAUUGAUUUGGCUGAUUUGGCCCCAGGUUUGAAAAGUGAAUUUGUUACCAGUUUCAUUCCAAAUGGUGCUAAGACUGCUCAACUAAAUUUGAGUUUCGUUCAACCUUUCUUCGCUGCUAAGGGGGUCUUCGACUUAUUUAAGACGCCAUCCUUUGUCGGGAACUUGACCUUGGCUCAUGAAGGUCUUGUUGGUGGUGCUGAAUUUGGUUACGACAUUACAGGUGGUACUAUUUCUCGUUAUGCUUUGGCAUUGGGUUACUCCGCCCGUGAUUACACUCUAGGAAUUUCCAUCAAUGAAGCUCAAAUUACCUCUGCUUCCUUUUAUCAAAGUAUAAGCAAAAUUUUACAAGUUGGUGCCAAAGCAACUUUGAACCCAAAGAAAGGCUCUAACGUCAACAUUGAAUUCGCCACCAAGUAUAACCCAGAUGCUACCUCUCAAGUCAAGGCUAAAAUUACUGAUGCUGGGUUAAUGACUUUGUCAUAUAAGCAAGAUUUGAAACCAGGUAUCACUUUAGGUGUUGGUACUUCCUUAGAUGCUUUGAAGUUGAACGAACCCGUUCAUAAGAUUGGCUGGUCUUUAUCUUUCGAUGCUUGA